AUGGAUUGGAUGCAGACAGACAGGUCCAAGGAGGACCCGAAGCUCCCAGCACCAUGCACGCUUUGGCCAGUGGACUUAAAGUUGACGCACAUCGACUGCAAUCCCGACGAUACCUUGGUCCACUUUCAAGGUCAGCAUGUUAGCAUCUGUGAGCUGGACUACAACAUUCUUCAAGUGGAGAUCCAGAAUGCACACAAGUCGCCGGGGUGUUUGGAAGUCGGGGAUUUUUGCUUGGUGGGAGAUGUUCUUUCCAGUAGAUGGUUCAGAGGAAGGAUCCAAAACUUGUCGAGAGGCGCGUUCGAAGUGUUCCUGCUGGAUCAUGGGAAUGUUCUUACGGUCGGACCCAACCAUCUGUCCCAAAUCUCCGACGCCUUGCUGGUGCUCCCACCUAAGAUAGUGUGCGGUUUUGUUGCUAACGUGCUGCCGGUGCAGGAACGUUGGGAUGCAACGUCAGAGAAGUAUUUUUCAUCUCUGAUAGGGAGCCACGUCAAGGGCUACAUCCACGGUCUUCUGCCGCACAAGGUUCUUAUUCUUGAAGUACCGGAAAUAAGCAAGGAUUUAUUACGACUGAGUUUGUGCAGACAUUUAGAUACGGACACGUUUCUGUUUGUGGUGGAAAUGCUGAUUGAAAUACCAGUUCAGCAGAACUCUCAGCCUGUUCCGGAUUUGCUGCUUGAGAAACAGAUCGUACAGGAGCUCUCGUUUAAGUCUUCCAACGUAUGCGGGUUUGAAAAUAUCCUUUCGCUCAGUCGCACUAAGUUAGAGGUCGGGCAGAAGAAAAGCGUCAGGAUAACCGCGGCAGUGAACCCCGAGUUGUUUUACUGCCAGCUUUCGUCUGUCGCUAGCGAUCUGAAAGGGAUGUCCGAAAAAUUGGCGCUCGUCUGCGAGUCCAAAACGAGCGCCUGUAGAAAUAAUCCGGGCGAAAAUAUGGGAUUGCUGUGUGCCAUCAAGGGUAAAGAUCAGAAAUGGCACAGAGGGUUCGUCCAGUGCUUACCUGUGAACUCCCACGUCAGGGUUGUCUUCGUCGACUGCGGAUAUUGUGAGUCUGUAAACGUCGAGAACGUCCAUCAGCUCCCGUCAGACUUUCUCCUGACGCCAAUCGGGACCUUUCUGUGCUCUCUGUCUUGCCUGAGUGACGAAGUCGAAGACGUGAAGAACAAGCAGCUCUUCCUUCUCAGGCAGGGAUUGCUGGGUAAGGAGAUGAAGAUCACCGUCAGUGGCUUGAGCAAAGAGCGAAACGUCUAUUCGGUCACUUUGAGCAGUGUAGUGAGAGACACACUGACAGAACCGGUGCCAACUAAAUAUUCCGAUAAAAUCACAAACGGCGACGUUCUGAUGAGGUGCGCCAACACGAUUCAAACCAUUGGAACCUCAAAAGAUGAUGAUUUCUUGAAAGACUUUGUGGAAGGCUCUGUCUUUGAGGGUUACGUCGAGCAUGUACAGAGUCCGAACGAUUUUUGGAUGAGAACUGCACAGAGAAAUGCUGAUUUUGAAUCCAUGAUGAGCAAACUGACCGACUACUUCAGUAGAUUACAACUACAUGAACAAAUCUUCGAGGAUCCGGUGCCGGGCGUACUUUGCUGCGCCAUGUACGAACAAGACCUGCAUUACUAUCGAGCCCUGGUGGUGGAUACGCUAGAAAAUGGUGCGGAGGUGUUUUUUAUUGACUUUGGAAACACCGAAAAGGUGCCAAGCUUGCUGAUAAAGCAACUACCCGAGGAGUUUGCUGCCGAACCGGGGUUCGCGCUCGGCUGUUCCUUAGCUCACGCCGCUCCGAUGGAAGAUGUCUGGACAGUAGCGUCGAUCGAAUUCUUCAGAAACGUUAUGCAGAAUAAAGUGCUCGUGGCUCACGUCGUCCACAGGAGGAACGACACCUUUGUUGUCGAGUUGUUCGAGAAAGGCAUGGAGAACAGUGAGAGCAUCACAGCCCUUAUGAGCCGAGUAAAUAUGGCGGAAUAUUGGGAAUACAAUUCAACCAGUGUGUCCGUUAAACCCAAAAAAGAAAAGGAAACGACUAAUGAGAAGUUUAGAAUCAAGCAGUUUGCACAGAGGACACAAAACCCUGCGACGUCUCAGGACAAGGUCGUGGAAGAACAAGCCCCCAAUGUGAAUCCAAAACCCAGCGCCGUGGAGUUGUUCAAACCCCAAAAAUUUCAACCUGGCAUCGAAAUAACAGUCCAGUGCACAUAUGUUGGUUCUCCUUCGAAUUUUUGGUGUCAGAACACCAAACACAAAGUUGAUCUGGAGGAAUUAAAUGAACGUUUGCAAGCAUUUUACAAGACGAACUCGCCCAUUCUGCAGCCACACAGGGUAUGUUGCGCCGUCAGGUUUCAACAGUAUGAUCGAUGGUAUAGAGGAUACAUCACCGGAGGAAAGACCUCUGAUGUUGAAGUGACUCUUGUGGACUAUGGCUUGGUUCUGCAGGAAAAGCUGGAAAACCUCCGGGCGCUUAUGCCGGAGUUCUUUUUGCUUGAAGCGCAGGCGUUUCCGUGUAGUCUGUACAACCUUAUCGAACCAGCUGAAGGGAGCGUUUGGUCUGAAGAAGCGAGCGCCCUGUUGAAAGAUUUCGUUUCUAUAAGACCGUUAAAUCUGACUUGCAAAAUUUACUCCCAGCUCACUGUGGUAAAUAAAGGCCUGUGCAACGUGGUUGACCUGUACACGCCUGUCCAACGAGCCACCGCGUAUCUCGUAGGAAAAGGUGUCGCUGUGGAGAUACGGUGUCCGAAGAAACUAGUUCCAUCAGCCUGUCCUUGCUCCUUUGUUUACUCUUCAUUUAACAUCGCUGCUGGAGAUGAGGAGCUGGUUUACUGCACGCAUGCCGUCAGUCCUUGGGAAGUCUACCUCCAGCUGGACAGAAAUACUGAGAUCGUUGAGAAGCUGAUGGAGAGAACUAUGAAAGAAAGUGAAGAGCUGUUAAAACUGAGACAUGCUGGUCAAACCGGGACGGUUUGCUUGGCCAAAUAUUUCGGUGACGGCAUGUGGUACAGGUCGUUCGUUUGGCCCGCUAAAUCCACUCGACACUUGAACGCGUUCUUUGUGGACUUUGGAAACAAGCAGGUUGCUGAAAUUGAUAACGUCUUGCCCAUCCCAAGAGAGGCGGUUGAUUUGUUGUUCACGCCCAUGCAGGCUUUGAGGUGUAGCCUAGCAGGGGUUCCGGAGGAUGAGCAUUUGUCUGAAGUGAAUGCAUGGCUUAACCAAACCGUCCUCAACAAGACACUCCGGGCCGAGUUUGUAGCUGCGAACGAAAGCGGACAUUUCGUUUGCGACCUGUUUGACGGCGACACCCACGUCAACGAGAAGGUUAAAGAGCUGUUCGAAGUUCACGCUCAAAAGAAACGUGCGGUGAAAGAAAACACGAAGCAAAGUAGCCGAAGCAAAAAGGUCACAAAGGUGUCUUCUGACCUCAGCAAGUGCAAGACGGCGUCUAGAAGUCGUGCCGAAACUGUGGUCCAGAGGACGUCUAAUCAUAACAAAUCAACACCAAGAAGUAGGCAGUCUUGCCAGAAGAAUUCUCCGAAAAUAAAAUAUCACAAUCAGACCGUUCAAGGCAAGAACAGAGAUGGAACAAAGCUAAUGGGACAGAGUAAAAAAGUCCUGGAAGAAAAGGACAACAUUAAGACUUCCUUCAAAGUGCAACCUUCUGUGAUGAUGCCCAAACUGAGUGACCUACCAAACACUAAACUAGCUCCAGGCUUCAAAGAUGUGGGGUUUAUUUCGCAUUGUGGCUCUUCUGACAACUUCUUCAUCCAGAUGGAAACUGAUGAACCGAGGAUUCUUAAAAUGGUCGAGGAACUCAACAGCGACGCUUUCACAGAGAGCAAGAAACCUGUUACCUCAGAGGUCAGAGUUGGGGAUCUGGUCGUGGCCGUGUAUGAAGAAGACCAUGCUUUAUAUCGAGCUGUUGUCACUGGCAUAGCAUCUAGCGGUAUCAUAACAGUUGAGUUUAUCGACUACGGAAACACAACCGCUAUUGAGAAGCAGAACAUGUACCAUUUAGCGAGAAGGUUUUUGUCCGAGUCCAGAUUGAGCAUCACCUGCACGUUAUCCAAACCCCGUAACGUCCAGGAUGUUACGUCUUUCACCAAAGAGGCACAAAAUAAACCCCUGAUGAUUGAGUUUGUGCAGAAUCUUGGCUCCAUGUGGAAGGUGAGCGUUGAGAUUCUUGACCCCUUGCUUGAGUCGACUCCUGAUGAAAAUAUCAAGGUGGUUCCAGCUUCAAACCAAGCCAACCCAGGUCAAGAUCUAGACGCAGCUCUAAAUGAGCAUGAAAAACAGAACUCCAACCUGAAGCAAGACGAGAAAUCUAAUUCACAGCUAGAGAAGUUUGUAAUUGGGACCAAAGACAAGGUGGUUCAGUGGAGAAUCUCUGGAAAGAAGCAUUCAGCAAGGAGAAGAGUCAGGCCUGAACGUUCCUACAAAAUGAAACAUGGAAAGAAACAAGCUACCCCAGACAACUGGAAUAUGGGUGUAUCAGAGAAUCCAAGGGGCGUGUUUGGUUUGGAACAGUCAAACAACGUUGGUGGAGAUGUGCAGGAUGACGUUGUGCUGAUUUUAUCAGAGACUUGCCCAGAGAAUCCCAUAAACAAAGCGGAUCAGGUCCAGCGCCUGUUCCUCACCCCUGUUAAAACUGAUCACGAGUACUCUGGAUUCGCAGCGGCGGUCACAACACCCGGUGAGUUUUACAUCCUUCUUGAGGACUGCCUGCUUACCUUGAAUGCAGUGUCCAACAUCCUCGAGAACCUUCCAGAAGAGCUGUCUUCACUACCAGAAUCUCACCUGAUUCCUGGUGCUGGCUGCUUGUUAAAGCCUGGUGACAAGAAUAAAUGGUGCAGAGCCGAAAUAAAACAAUGUGAUGACGCAUCGGUAAUCUUAAACCUGGUGGAUUAUGGUCACUGUGAAAGUCUGCUACGCCAGAGCGCCCACAGACUUAAAGAACUUCCCGAGGAACUUGCAGCACUACCGAAACUAACCUACCCUUGCCUUCUGAGAGGAAUUAAGCCAGUCGGAAGCGUACGGUGGUCUGACGACGCAGUUACCUUCUUCCAAGAAUGCAUGUAUAAGAAGAACCUCCAGAUAUUCUUCAGACAGCUUGUUUCAGAGGUGCAGUGGGAGGUAGAUGCCUUCACAGGAGACGAGAAUAUCGCCAAAGCGCUGUACGAUGCCGAUCAUGCUUCGUACGUAGACGCUGUGCUCGGAAUCCGGUUUCAGCAGAGCCUACGUCGUACAAUUUCUGAACAAUCGCAAUCAGAAAUAGCAGAAGUACAACAUGGAACAUUAGAAGAUGCGACCUGGUCUGGUGAAGAAGCUUCAAGCUUCAAACAUAAAUCUGGACACGGAACACGUCAUGACGUUCCAUCUGGUUUGAGGCAGUGCCGGUUGAUGUAAAAGCGUCCAUGCAUGGCUUCAGAGGAGUGAACCGGAGUCAACGGCAGGAGCUCUUCUCGAGUUCAAGAGAUGUGAUUAAGCUGUAUAAUUAUUUAUUAUGUGACAAAAUCAUAUUUUCUUGUUGGUGUUGCUGUAGCUAGUUUAGUUUUGAAACUUUGAUGAAUGAAAACAGAAAAAAAUUCCCACAGUAUUGAAAAUUGUAGCUGUAAUUUUUGGAAGUUAAUUUGUUGCUUUAAGUGGGAUUUUACUUACAGGGAUGUAUUUUUUUCUUGUAUUUAUUUAUUAUUUGUUUAGAAUAACUAUUUCUUACGAACUCUUAUGUUGUUUAGCCUUUAUUUGUUGUUCUGUCCUUAACCACUAUAUUGAUAAGGAAUUUUGUGAUUAACUGAAUUUUAACAAUCUUUGUUCUAUUUUAAGUAUGUUUAGUUCACUGUUCCUUUCUUCAUGUUUAAGAGUUCAAUAAUGUGUUUAUUCCAGGUUUUCCUAGUUAAAUUAGAGUAGUAUUAUAGUAUUAUAGCUUUUUUGUUAGGCUGUUCCACUAAUUUGCAUUUUUGUUUGCUUAAAUAAAUACAUUUCGAGCUUGUGUUUGUAAAGAGAUUACACAAAAAAAUUGUUACUAAAUAAAUCAAAUAAAAUUAGAAGUGGAAAAGUAUUGUCAGAAGUGGGAUUCGAACCCACGCCUCCAGGAGAGACUGCGACCUGAACGCAGCGCCUUAGACCGCUCGGCCAUCCUGACAUGUUCAGCAAUCUUGGUGUGAAGCGUUUUAGCAAUGCGAAGCGAAACUUAUUCAGAUUUGUGUUGUAAUUUAUCGAUUUAUUUGUU
This is a messenger RNA of Trichomycterus rosablanca, 6208 nucleotides long. It is a transcript of the gene tdrd15, whose product is annotated as tudor domain containing 15. Lineage: Eukaryota; Metazoa; Chordata; Actinopteri; Siluriformes; Trichomycteridae. The transcript has 4 exons. The record is from RefSeq and is a predicted model, not a curated record. Bases 1 to 5385 code for a protein of 1794 amino acids.